Messenger RNA from Malus domestica (apple), 510 nucleotides. RefSeq lists its product as uncharacterized. The record is from RefSeq and is a predicted model, not a curated record. Lineage: Eukaryota; Viridiplantae; Streptophyta; Magnoliopsida; Rosales; Rosaceae.
ACCCUCAAAGCGGCGUGCCGUUUGUGUCAGUCAAGACAACGACAACCAGUGACACUGAGUCAGUUUCCCUCGGUCAGCACACAGCCUAGAAAGCGAGGGAAAAAUGGCAGCGGCGUCGUUUAGGUGGCUACUGCAGCUGCACAAGGACGUGCCAAAAGCCGCUCGGUUUUACGCCGAAGGGUUGGACUUCACCGUCAAUGUCUGCACUCUUCGAUGGGCGGAGCUCCAGUCCGGCCCGCUCAAGCUUUCCCUCAUGCAAUCCCCCAAGGAUCAUGUGAUGCAGAGCGGAAACUCUUCACUUUUGUCCUUCACGGUGCCAGACAUUAAUCAAACGGUGACCAAGUUGAUGGCGUUGGGAGCUGAACUCGAUGGCCCUAUCAAAUAUGAAGUUCACGGCAAGGUUGCAGCCAUGCGAUGUAUUGACGGGCACAUGCUAGGCCUCUAUGAACCUGCUUAGGAGUUUCAGAAGCAAACCCCUUGAAAAAUAGGGUGCCUGAAGGGGAUGUGAGG